Molecule: messenger RNA, 1911 nt
Organism: Peniophora sp. CBMAI 1063
Lineage: Eukaryota; Fungi; Basidiomycota; Agaricomycetes; Russulales; Peniophoraceae
Source: the annotation of a GenBank genome assembly
AUGGAUCUCAGACAGCUGAAACAACUGUUGCAUGACAGACCUCUGCCGGAUCUCAUUGGCGCUAUAACCUACGAGUCUGAUAGACCGACACUCCUGCGACUUCUCGACUCGGAGCUCAGGCGGAGGGAGGAGCGCUUUCGGCUCAUCCAAGAGUAUCGCAAUCUCUUCGGCCCACCGGUACACGCUCUACCCCGUGAAGUUCUCGAAAAGAUCUUCUUCUUCUACGCCCUCGACGAGGAGUACAAGACCUUGAUAGAGCUACGCUGGACCCGCCUGCUGCUUGUCUGCCGGCGCUGGAGGGAUGUGGCAUGCUCCACACCUUUGCUCUGGAGUUUCGUCUCUCUGGAGCCCUUCCCCGUGUGGCCAAUAGGAUACGAUCCCGAACUUCUUGUUCGUCGGGUUGCAUUACAGCGGGAGCGCGUGGGCCGCCAUCCGAUGCGUGUAUGGCUAGACAUCGCAGACAUAUCACUGCACGACACGUUCUUCCGGCCAUACCAGCCCUUCUAUUGGAUUCCCAGCUCCCUGGCUCAUCUCUCUAUCAAGGGUCGUGGCCGCGCAUUCAACGACCUCUUCUCUAGCAUGAUGCCCCACGACUACCCUCUCUUGACCAGUCUCGGAAUACAUCACGGUCAGCUUGAUGAAUUACUCUUUAUCCCCGACGCGUUUAUAUCUCGACUCGCGACUCUGCGCCAUCUCAAGAUAUCGGGAGCACACGUCAACUUCCAUCUUCUGCACGAUCUACGUACACUGCAGGUGGACUAUUCAUUCCGUCCUAUCCAUUGCACGAUAGACGACAUCCUGGUAGCUGUCUCUCAUAAUCCCAGGCUGCAGUCUUUGGCCAUCACUCUUCCGUCAGACGCGUCGGCAUCAGCAAAUUCACUUCCGGCCAUUCAUCUAUCCGAACUACUUGAGCUUGCGCUCAGGGGUCCUUCCGGCCCAUGCGUUCAGAUACUGGGCCAACUCAAGUUAAGCGGAGGAUGCGUGAUAUCUUUCUCCGCAUCAGAUGAGAUAGACAUAUCGGCACUGCAGCCAUUGCUUGCGUAUCUUCGAUCGCAUUGCGCUCUACCGGACACCCCGACUAUCGCAUCACUUGCUCUUCAAAUGGACGCAGGAAGUUCUCGUGCGGUCGACAUCAGUUUCUGCGCAACCUCCACCGAACCCUUAUGUCGCCGCUUCCUAUUCGGUAGAUGGAUCUUUCAGCCGCAUCAUAUCCACAUCGUAUUGCCGGCCGAGGCCGAUGGACAAUGUGACGAGCUUCUCACCGCCAUCUUUGCCUACGUACCCGUACAACACGCAACGCUCCUGGAUCUGCGGCACCUGUCAUAUAUCGGUCACGCUCCUCUCCUAACCGUGCUACGCGGAUCGCCAAGUCUCUCCGUCAUCACAGGCAGUCUUGGGCUCUCUUCCAUCGACGGUGUCUUCUUGACGUUGCCAUCUCGCCUCGAGCAUCCUCAGGCUGGCAAUGUGCCAGCGCGGAUCAUCCUGGACGCCUCAUAUCUCACUCAGAGAGCUCGGCGGGCCAUUCCAGGUGUAGAAGCCUUCAAUAGGCAAAUAGCUGAUCUCGAACUUGCCCGCAGUCAUUUGAGGAAUAUCUUGGACUACUGCGCCACUGCAUGCGAGGCUGGGAAGCCUGUCGACGUUCUCGAGCUCGUCAACGACUGCGACGUGGGGGAUCCGGAUCGCAGGCCCUCCUACGUUGCCAACUUUCGUCGCGGAGACCUGUGGCGCAGCCUCAGAAUCGGUUUUGUGCGCAACGGCGUCAUACGGAACAAGUCUGUGGUGCUGGAAGAGCUACAAGAGGCACGGCGGGAAUGCCUCUCGCAUGGGGAGGUAUGGGACCCGGAGGAGACUCACCCAUACCUCGUCGACGAAUUGGACGAUCCCGUGGCGCUGGUGGGCCUUGCUGAUUAG